AUUUUCAAAUUGCGCAUUCUGUAACGUGCAGAGCGGUGUAUUCAAAGUCCACUCAAAACGUUCUUAGUCCUACCUAUUUUGCUACGAUUCAUGCUAUCACAUUGAUGGAUCUACUUUAAAACGCUUGAAUCAAACACUAAACUUCAUUGAAUUAUUAUCUAUUCAAAGUUUGUAAUAAAUAUGUACUCUGCUCCUGACAGUCGCCUUGGUUGUUCGAGCAUAUGUGAUGACCAGUCAGUUUGCCGAGACUAUUUGCGAAACGUUUGUAAACGUGGCAAAAAAUGCAAGUUCAAACAUCCAUCUUUGGAAGAAUGUGAAAGGCUACGUCGAUUUGACAAAACGUUCUGCCACGACUUCCAAAAUUCAACAUGUCGCCGACCAAACUGCAAGUUUUUACACUACACAAAAGAGGAAGAGGAAAUGUUUCGACGCACUGGUUAUUUACCCAACGAUAUACAAUGGUCAUAUCGCCCUGCUUCAAGCACGUUUGAUGAAAAAACUCCAAUUUGCAAGGACUUUUGUAAUGGAACCUGCAAUCGAGGAUCAAACUGUAAAUAUCGUCAUGUCACUGCACCUCAGGAAACAGUAAAUCCGGGUUUAUAUAGUCAACCUAACUUACAAAAAACUGGUUUUAUGAAUACAAAUGUAUCGUCUACGCAUUUUGAUCCUUCUCUAGUAAAUAUUUCGAAUCCAAGUAACCCAUCUCCCUAUGGUCAAUCUUCUCUUAUAAAUAGGGCUGUAAUCGUAUCACCAAACGAUUCGAUUUUAAAUCCCGUAAGUAAUGCCUAUAUUCCCGUGGCGUCUUCUCAUUCAAUUGUCGGCCUUAUCGGUAACACAUCUACAGGACAGCCUACUUUGUAUACACAUUCUUCGCUUGUUUCAAUAACAAGUGCACCUCAUAUUACUCCUUGCUCUUCCGUUAUCACAGUUAGUCCUGAUCCUACUCAACAUCCGAAUAUACUACAUCCUCAAACUGCCUUAUCAGCACCUCACGCAACUUAUCAUAUUGUUCCACAUGAUGCUUCGCCACAUCACCAUCAUCAUCUGCUUGCUACAAGCUCAAGUCAUUCACAUGCUCCUGCCCUAUUAACUAUCCCUUUAUCUCAGUUCACUUGUAGUGUGAGUAAUAAUAGCUUGAUUCAAUCUCAAGCCACUAUCACUACGCAACAUCAUGCUGUUGUAACUGGUGUAUUGCCAGCUAAUUCAUCAAUAUCAACUGCACCUGCAACAUAUUUUCCAUCAUAUGGUGUUUUCCACAUUAAUCAACCAUCAUUAGAAACCCGUGACCAUCAAAACCAACAACAUCAGCAAAUAACAACAGAAAUACACAAACAAGUUCGUAAAGCUAAACUAUCCAGUUCUUUAACCACUACACCAGUUACUGCCACUACAACAUCCACAACUUCAGUUGCCUCUUCCACAACAGCUGUAUUAGCUGCAGCAGCUGCUGCUGGAUACAUUGCACAACACCUACCAGUUAUUGGUUCCACUAAUAUAUCUGAAAGUGGUACAAUUUCUCAGGAUCUGAAUAACAAUCUUAUAUUGAAUCAGUCGAAAGGGGUUAAUGUUCAUGAAUCAGCAUUGGCAGCGGCAGCAAAUUUACCAACUGUAUCAGCGGCGGCAGCUGCAGCAGUAGCUGCUGCCGCUGCAUUCGCGCGUUCCACUUCUAUGACUCAGAAUUCUAAGUGUUGCCCUGUGAUUCCCAAUGUUCAAAUAAAAUCCAAUGAAUUGGGUCCUGAGUCCAAUUUCUUUAGUCCUACUGCUAAUAUAAAUACCGGUAAUAGUAAUACUGCUAAUACUACUACUACUAAUAAUAAUGCAACUUUAAUUAAUAACGAAUCAUGUUCUUGUCAAGAUUCAUCUUGUUUAUCGAAUAUGAAACAUGAUAAUAAUAUUAAUCCUAUGAUGACGACAACUAUAAAUACAAUAACUACUACUUGUACUCAAAGUCAUCCAACUAGAGAAUCCACAUAUGCAUCAGAUAAUAAUAAUAACAAUAACCCUAGUAAUAAUAACUCUAAAAAGCCUACAUUAUCAUCGGAAUCAUCAUCUAUAGCAUAUCCAGGUUCUUCAUCAUCCGAUUAUUUAAAUCCUACCGAUGAAGAACAAGCUAAAACAGCCGCUGCUGUUGCAGCAGCAGCUUGUAUAGGUGCUAUUUUCUCUCAACCAAUGGCAGCAGCUGCCGCUGCUGCGGGCGGUAAUGGUGGUAAGUCUGCUUCGUCUUCAGUUGCUGCCAUGUUAGGAAAUUUAAUGAGUCGCAAUCCACAAGAUAUUAUUCAAGCUGUUCAGUCCUCUUCAUCUUCAUCGAUAUCAUCAUGUGGAUCUUCACUCCUAUCCAAUUCAUCUAGACAUAUGUGCUCUGUUAACAGUAAAUAUACUUCAGCAUGUGAUGCCGAUAGUGCUGUAUGCCGUUAUGCACAACAACCACAAUAUUUUGCAGUUGAUGAAAGGAAUGUAUAUGAUGGUCAAAAUGAACAAGGCAAUAGUAUCAAUGUAAAUAAUUCAACCGAUCAGCAUAAUAUUCAAUCGAACUCUGUUAAUAAUUCUUCACUUAUUUCGUCAUUGGAUCGUUGCAAAUGUACAAAUUCUUCAUUGGAUAGUCCAUAUUCUUUUCAAGAUGUAAUCACUUCAGAUACAAAUAGUUGGUCAAGUGUAACUACAACUAUGGCCUCAGCUGCCAAAGCCGCGGCUGCAGCCGCUGUCGCUGCCACCGCCGCAGUAACUGGUUCAGCUAAUUUCUUUCGUUUAACACAAUUUAAAAAUAAAGUUGAUCCGCAAUUGCAUGAUUUAUUAAUGGAUAAAGUUACAUCAUCCAUGUCAUCUUCACAUGAAUCGUCAUCCAGCAUUUAUAGCCCCUUACGUUGUAUUGAUCAGUCUAGAAAUUUACGAUCAAAUUCUGACCAUAUUUCUUCAUCUGUUGUAGUGAACGAUACAGAACUUAGUGGUUUAUCAACAAAAGAGGCUGUGACAAUGACUAGUGCAGCAGCUGCUGCUGCAAUGGUUGCAGCGGCUGCCACAGUAGCUGCUGAACAACGUCAACUAAUUGGGAAUAAUUUUUUGUCUGAAGUUAAUCAUUCAAGUAAACUGGAGAAGCAAAAUGCACAUCGUACACUUACAGGAAAUACUUGUUUGUCAAAAAAUUCAGAAUGUGAUUAUCAUCGUACAUGUUCAUCUUCAUCAUCACAUAAUGAUUUUGCUUCACCAUCCUCUUAUGAAACUGAUAGUCAAAUAUAUUCUUUAGCUCAUGAUGGAUCAAAUCGAUAUACAAAGAAACGUCAUAAAACUAAAAGAUUGACUACUGUUGAUUGUCGUUAUUCUGGUUAUUCUAGUUUACAUCAUCAUCAUCAUACCACCGGUUUAUCUAGAUCUGUUGAUGAUAAUGAAGAUGAUGAUCCUGAUGUAUACGAAGAUGAUGAUAUAGAGUCAACUGCUCUAAUGUCACCAUCUCCUGAAGUCACUCCUCCGUACAACCUACCAACUAAAUUAAGUAAGAGGGAAGGUUUAUUAAGUUUAUCAUAUUCACGUCAAGUUGAUGAUAGCAGUAGACCGCCUUCUUGUGAGACUAGCCCAGAUCCAUGGAGAUCAACAGUUCGUAAAGUUGUUUUAUCUAGAACAACUGGUAAAGGUGAUUGUCUCGAAAGUCAUUCAUCUCAGUCGUUAAGUACUCAACAAUUUUUGGACAAUCAAUCUUCUGAACAUAGUAUGGGAUCUUGUUAUGUAGCUAACACCAAUCCACAUCCUGAAUCAUCGAACACUAACCUAGCUGGCUCUUGUUCUUAUCCAAUUCGUCGAUCAGUUUCAACCGGUGCUCUACCUAUAAAAACAUCCUGUAAAAUUGUGGUUAAAGUACGUUCAAAAUCAUUUCCAGCUUUAAGUUCUUCACAUUCUCAUUCAAAAGACGAAAAACGAGCUGUUUUCACUUCAUCCAGUUGUAGUCAUAGAUAUAAUUCAGCUGAGAAUUUUUCUGUCUGCCCAACAAUGAGUGGGACAUCAACUUUAUGUUAUUCAAAAAAAAGUGAUAGUGCUAUAAAUAAAUUUCAAUCGUCCAGAUACAGGAAUCGAGAAUUCAGUAAACGAAAAUUUCGUCGAACUAUCCAUCGGUACUUUACGCAACAUCCUAAUAAUCGUCGUUUCAUAAUUCAAAGCACACGACCUCUAUCAAAUGUUUCUCCAACAUCUAUUCUAAGCGAAGAAUAUGGUGGACGUGAUGAAGGUGAUGACCCUGACUAUGUCGAUCCCGAUUAUGACGAUGAAGAUCUCUAUGAAUUAUCCGUCCCGCGAACAUCCAUUAAACGUUCAUCACAUGGUAUAACAAAAUAUUCUGCGAAGAGAAAACGCUCUAUGUAUUCUUCUGCUUCUACAUCUAAUGUCCAUCUUGCCCCACCAUCGAUUAAACAACAAUAUGCACUUAGGGUUGAAAAUGCUCGUUUACGCCGUAAAUUAAUCGAUUUAAUGCGACAACGUGGAGAUUUGAGAGCUGCAAAUGAAAUGCUUCUAGAACAAAAUGCAAGAUUACGUCAGUCUAGUAAACGUGUUUCUGCAGUUGCACGUAUGGCGGAAUCUGCUACAAAAAUUAUAGAAGCCCAUAAUAAAUCUCAACUAGUUCAAUCUAAUAGUUUUCCAUCAAAUUCUGGUUCAUGUCAAUCGACCGUGCCAUUUUCAAUUGCUCAAGCAGCAGCCGCAGCUGCAGUUGUUGCAGCUGCUGCUCAAAAUCAAACAAAUGCACCUAAUCUAACUGGAGUGUAUGUAUCUUCUCCAACAGCAUCUAUUAAUCAACAAUAUUCACCAACUAUUAAUGGUUUAAGUGGUGGUAGUUCCAAUUUACAUUCAUUAUUCCCACAGAUCCCAUCAGCCAAUACAACUGGUAUAGCUAUUCCAUCAAAUCAAGGAUUGACUGCAGUACAAAUUCAAGCUUCUUCUGGAGCAUUAGCUACACCACCACAAGCAACUGCAUUACUUCAUCCACAAACUUUAGAUCCUCAACAAACUGAUUUAUCCAAUUACUGUCAACAUCAAGUAUGUUAGUUUUAUUGUUUAUGUAUUAUUUAUAAACUUGUCGUUUUUAUCAGCUUUUUUUAAAAUGACAUAUACACAGAUCAACAUGGGUUUUCAUAUUUUUCUAAUGGUUAUUUGAUUUUCUUUUUGUAUAAUGUCUAGUAGUGUGAGUUAUGAAACUAUUGAUCACUAACUGAUUAAAUGACGUUUGGAAAACAGCAUCGAAUCUUAUGAAAACAUCGUUAGAAUAAUCUCUAAAGUGAUUGAUCCAGUAAUUUAUUGGUUUCUAAAUCCGAUAAUAUUAUACUGGCUACGUACUUCAGUUUAGCUAGUCGUCCUUGCCUUAGUAGGUCGAUAGGUUUUUCAACUGUUUAUUUACUUCACUGAAGGUUCAUUCGCUUAGAAGUAACAUCACGUUGAUGUUUAUUUAUCUUCACAUAGAUAUUGGUACAAGGAGGCGCCAAAUACAUAUGCGCCAUAUAAAUCUCAUUUGAUAUGUGUGAGGGCUGUGAUACUGCCCAGGUGCCCAAACCGAUACAGGUGGUUUUCUUAGGGGGCCACACCCGGAGCCUUUUGACCUGAAGGUCUGAUCCUCAUGGCAGUGUAGCAACGUAAGGAGAUACAGUCCCAUGGUAGCCGGUGACCAACGAUUGGUUCAUACACCAUUUGUUCCUUCAGAAUACUGGGGCCCAUGUGCACCAUUGGUUUGGAAUCAGGGUUUUCCAACUCCUCUAGGUGGACUCUUCAUGUUCACCAACCCGAUUAAAGCACUGGACAUUCGCUUUUCGUCCUCUCAAUUUCGUAAACAACAGUAACGCCACGAGAAGGUAGUGUGUAGGUCUUCCCUGGCAGAGGCUAUAUAUGCGUGGCCAUGUGAGAGUAUUUGGAUAGGAAGAGUGGACUCUCCCCACUCUCGGCCGUACCAGGGCAUUUGAGGGCUACGUUGAUGAGUAACGGUAUGUUAAUCAUGUUCGUUGCUACUGUUUCUGGUCCCGACCAUUGCUUUUACUUUGGCGUGUUGGUUUGGCUUGGCAAUUUAUGGUAGCUCAACCAAGCUAUAUUGACUUGAACAAAUUUUUUUAGAGCUUGUCAUGCCAGGCAGGUUGGUUAGGUAACGGAGGAAUUGCUAACAGCAAUUUAAGAUCGAACUAGUACUACUAACUGUAGAGAGGUGUGACAACGAUAAGGUGCGUCCUAGAGAAAGCCAGCAUCUGCAGCGAUCCCGUCUCCUCACAUGCGCAUAUGUAUUCGAUGCCCCUUUGUACCAAUAUUUAUGUGUUCAAAUAAAUAAAUAAUAAAACUGAGAAAAUGGAAAUUUUUUACUGCGCUUAUUUUCAUUUAGAGUGAUUGACAUCUUCUGAAUUCCAGAAGUCUUAUUAUAAAGUUUCAGUUUCUUCUUGAACACAUGUAUGAUACAUGUGUCACUUUGUAUAAUCUCUUACUGAGCCCUUAAUUUCAUUCGAUUCAUAUUAUUUUUUUCUAUAUUAUAGACUCCUGAUGUUCGGCCACAAAAUCGUUUACUUGAAUUAUUAACUGAAUACUUAUCAACCACACAGACUCUAACAUCAAAUGUUAUUUAAUAUAUUCAAUUUGAAAAUAUGUUUUUAAUCUUCCUUUAAAUCAACUAUUACAUCGUAAUUGUUUCAAAUUGAUCUAAUUUGACUGUCUUAUUAAUGAGCAGUUAAACAAUCGAGAACAUAAUGUUCUCAAAUGUACAUUUGAAUAAAGAUUUGUAGUG
Molecule: messenger RNA, 6733 nt
Organism: Schistosoma margrebowiei
Lineage: Eukaryota; Metazoa; Platyhelminthes; Trematoda; Strigeidida; Schistosomatidae
Source: the annotation of a GenBank genome assembly